GGACAAAGACUGUAAUUACAUAUAAUUACACCAAUUUCCAAUUAUGGAGUUAUCCAAACGUGCCCUCCUUAAGCAUAUUGAUUUGCUUAAGCGUUCUGAUUCUCAUAAUUAUUCUCAACUCUCAAGUAGUAAUAUCUUUAUUUCCAGGCUUUCCUUAAGCAUAUCGAUUUCAAGUUGGUUCGUUGUGCAGUGAUUGCUAGUCCAGGAUUCACAAAGGAUCAAUUUCACCGUCAUUUGCUGUUGGAAGCAGAGAGGAAGCAGUUGAGACCUAUAAUUGAGAACAAAUCACGGAUAGUUCUUGCACAUACCACCUCAGGCUAUAAGUACACCGCCUCAUACAUUCAGAUCGUGAACCAAUAUUAUCCGAGCACCAGCGCACCACCACAUCGGCUUCAUCAUCUGCUCCAAAUCGAAGAGAAACAGAAAUACUUUCCCAACAAAAAUCGGAGAAAAUCACAAAAGAUGAAAAUUGUUCACAGAGACUUCAUUAGCAAUGGCCCUGGUGGUGUCAAGAUGAUUCCUGAGGAGGCAGAUGACUUGUGGAUUGCAUAUAAUUUGAUAAGUGAAGGUGACACAGUGUUAGCUUCAACUGUUAGGAAAGUUUUAAGAGAGUCUGCUUCAGGGGGAAGAGAAGCGGAGCGAGUAAAAUUACGAUUACAGAUAAAUGUUGAGGCUGUGGAGUAUGAUAAAGAAGAUUCUGCCUUGCGUAUAAGGGGUAAGAACGUCCUGGAGAAUGAGCAUGUAAAGAUUGGUGCAUUUCACACAUUAGAAAUUGAGCUGCACCGACCAUUCGUUUUGGGGAAGGAGGUCUGGGACUCACUUGCUUUGGAGGUUCUUCGUCAAGCUUCUGAUCCUGCUGCGAGUGCCGAUUUGGCUGUGGUUUUGAUGCAAGAAGGCUUGGCACAAAUUUUUCUAGUUGGUAAAAGUGUGACAGUUAGUCGUUCUCGGAUUGAGACUUCCAUUCCUAGGAAGCAUGGCCCUGCUAUAGCAGGUUAUGAUAAAGCUCUGAAUAAGUUCUUCAAUAAUGUUGUGGAUGCUUUCCUUAAGCAUAUCGAUUUCAAGUUGGUUCGUUGUGCAGUGAUUGCUAGUCCAGGAUUCACAAAGGAUCAAUUUCACCGUCAUUUGCUGUUGGAAGCAGAGAGGAAGCAGUUGAGACCUAUAAUUGAGAACAAAUCACGGAUAGUUCUUGCACAUACCACCUCAGGCUAUAACGUGUAUCCCUGUAACAUUCUAUACAAAAUUUUGUGUAAUAUUCAGGAUCAAUUUCACCGUCAUUUGCUGUUGGAAGCAGAGAGGAAGCAGUUGAGACCUAUAAUUGAGAACAAAUCACGGAUAGUUCUUGCACAUACCACCUCAGGCUAUAAGCAUAGUUUGAGAGAAGUUCUGGAUGCCCCUAAUGUAAUGAAUAUGGUUAAAGAUACCAAAGCUGCAAAAGAGGUACAAUCCCUCAAGGAUUUCUUCAACAUGCUUUCAAAUGAGCCGGAGCGUGCUUGCUACGGACCAAAACAUGUUGAAGUUGCUCAUGAGCGAAUGGCUAUCCAAACACUUCUCAUUACAGAUGAACUCUUCAGGAACUCGGAUAUAGCAACAAGAAAAAAAUAUGCCAAUUUGGUCAAUGGAGUCAAGAAUUCAGGCGGCACUGCACACAUCUUUUCCUCUAUGCAUGUCUCCGGCGAACAAUUGACACAGCUGAGCGGGAUUGCUGCUAUACUUCGGUUUCCUUUACCCGACCUGGAUGACAUAGAGAUGUGAGUAUGUGACGGAAAUCGGAAUGAAGGUGGCAUUACCUCUUGUAACAUCCAUCUAAUUGCCCCUCUUAUACUCUCACAUAAGUAAAUUAAUAAAUUUUAA
This is a messenger RNA of Cuscuta campestris, 1851 nucleotides long. Lineage: Eukaryota; Viridiplantae; Streptophyta; Magnoliopsida; Solanales; Convolvulaceae. The record is from the annotation of a GenBank genome assembly.